AUGUACCUCGAUACGGAAUUGGCCGAUGUAAAAUUUGUGUGCACCAACGAUGAUGAAUCGCAACUGGUGCCGGCGCAUAAAAACAUACUCUCAAGUCAAAGUCCAGUGUUCCGUGCAAUGUUCUAUGGAAAAUUGAAAGAGAAAGACAAGGUGGAAAUUCCCGAUGCAACAGUCGCUGGAUUCAAGGAAUUUUUGCAAUUUUUCUACUUGGGUGAAGUGACAUUGACAAUGGAAAACAUCGAAGAAGUGGCUCGCUUGGCGGAUAAGUACGAUAUGCUCGGACGUUUGAACAACUAUGCUGCAACGUUCAUCAACAAAUUGACAAUGGACAAUAUGUGUUGGGGCUAUCAAUUGGCAAUCAUCAUCAAACACGAGCAAUUGAAGGCAUACUGCGAAAAACAUAUCUGCACAUUCACCGGGGAUUUGUUCAAAUCGGCCACCUUUCAACAUUGCGACCAGAAGACAUUGAAGCAAAUCUUGGAAUUGGAAACGCUGAUGUGCGAUGAGAUUGAUAUUUUUUAG
Messenger RNA from Sitodiplosis mosellana (orange wheat blossom midge), 522 nucleotides. RefSeq names its product BTB/POZ domain-containing protein 3-like. Lineage: Eukaryota; Metazoa; Arthropoda; Insecta; Diptera; Cecidomyiidae. Gene Ontology annotation, molecular function: protein binding. The record is from RefSeq and is a predicted model, not a curated record. Bases 1 to 522 code for a protein of 173 amino acids. The transcript has a single exon.